AUGUCCUCCACGGUCGAUAUUGUCACUAUUGGCAAUUACAAGGAGAAGCUGCCGAGAUGGGAUCCCAACAGCAAAAACCACCGCUAUGCCCUGGUUGAUAUGGGAAGCAAUGGCAUUCGGUUCUCUGUCUCGGAUCUCUGCCCUCCUCGGGCCCGCCUGCUCAAGUGUCUCUACCGAGAAAGGGCGGCCAUCUCGUUGUUCGAUGCCCUGAACCGGCCAUCAACAUCGGCACAUGGCGACCAUCCCUUGGUCUUCCCCGAUGCGACAAUCAAGCAAGUCUCGCAGACACUGGCACGCUUCAGGUCUAUUGCUGUCGACAGCUAUGAUGUGCCUCCCAGUCAGCUGAUCGUCUUUGCGACAGAAGCCAUGCGCCGGGCCGAGAAUGCCGCGUCUAUGCUCGAGGCGAUACGUGCCGAGGCUCCCGAUCUGAGCGUGCAUAUCCUUUCGCCUCAAGUCGAGACCCUCUUUGGCGCCGUGGGGGCUCGGUCAAGCUUUGUUGAUGUGAAGGGCUUGAUUCUCGAUCUUGGCGGCGGUAGUGUUCAGAUGACGUGGAUGGACACGUCUGGUACUUCUGGGCAUCAAGAGGACCAGGGACAGCCUCUACCUGAGGUGGAAGCAGCGGUUGCGGGACAGAGUCUGCCGUUUGGAGCUGCUCGCCUUAUCAAGAUUCUCGAUACCGCCCACGUCGAUGUGCAGACGUCCGAAAAAGCCAAGCUCCAAGAUGGCAUGACUAAGGCUUUUCAGACACUGUGCGCCACGUUUCCCACCCUCGCCCAGCUUGCUGCUGAGGCGAGGGGGAAGGAGGCAGGGAUCGAUAUCUUUCUCUGCGGCGGAGGGUUCCGGGGUUACGGAAGCAUGAUCAUGCACAACAAUCCCAUCCAGCCCUAUCCGAUCCCAUCAAUCGGAUCAUACACGGCCUCUGGACAGCUCUUCAACAAAACCAAGGAGAUGCUUAAAGUCAACAAGUCUUUUGAAGGCAAAAUCUUUGGCAUGUCAAAACGCAGACGUGCCCAGUUUCCAGCCAUUGUCACUGUUGUUGAAGCUCUCAUUGCAGCAGUGCCCCCUAUACGUUCAGCAACGUUCUGCUCAGGGGGCAACCGGGAGGGUGCGUUGCUGAUGAUGCUACCUCGGGAAAUCAGGAACAGCAAUCCUUUGUCACUUCCAGAUGACAUUGAGAGCUCAAUUCCUUCGGGUCCAGCACAAGGUGGCACAACCUUACAAGCCCUCCUCAGCACCUUGCACUCGGCAUUUCCGCCCGGUUUCGACUUGACCAGCGUAGCCAGCGUCUUCAGUCUGCAGCUUGGUCCCCUUUACGCCAGCCACAUUUGGUGUCGAAUGGGCGAGAGUGGUGCUGCCAACGCGUCUUCUGCUCUCCACGAUGCCAUCAACCAUCCUGACUCGCCGGGUCUGACGCAUCUGGCUCGCGCGGUUUUGGCUGUGACUCUCUGCGCACGCUGGGGCGCAAACCUGGGCCCUAUCGAUCAACAGCUCCAGCGGAAUCUUCGCGAGCUUGUCGAUGCGGCAGAUCCGAACGCUGGUUUCUGGGCAGACUACACGGGGGCUGUAACAGCAGCACUGGCAACAGUCAUUCCAGCGUGGCCCAAAUCUUAUGAGGCCAUCAGGGACAAGAUCUCGUUCCGUUCCAGCGCUGAACAGGGGAAGAAGUACAAGUUACAUCUUGAGAUCACCAUCAGCAAAGAGGCCUCGAGAGGUCUCGAUCUUGAUGACUUGAGGGAGUUGUUCAAGAAGGUCGAGAAGCAUGGUGACGAAAAGAAGAAGGUUAUCGUCACAGUCAAUGUACUUGCUUGAUGCAGGAUUGUUGAAUAUGGACGGCUAGGCUGCACUCAAGGCCAUGAUGGACGGACGGUUGAGAGUAUGUUUCUAUCUUUGGAACGUAUCUGACAACCUCUCUUCGACUUUCUCCCAGACAAAAGGCAAAACAGAGUAGCACCUCACAAAGACGACAAAACCUCCAGCGCCCGGCUCAGCAUAACCUGACAAGUCUCGAUGCCAGAUCAAGCAACCUUUCGGGCCUAUGCAACAUUCUUGAGCACCCAAACACCCCAACCACCCGCGGGGGCCUUGUCUUUUCCCAUCCAUAACGCCAAGAAAACAGUCAUCAAUCGUCAUAAAUGUCAUCGAGUCAUCAACCUCAUCGACAUCGUCAAUCAUAACAAAUACCCAGAGCGCCCUCACUCAAGAGCUACACCAUUAUGAAACUAGCGGCGCUUCGUCUUGGGCUUCUUGAGGUCUCUGUCGACAAGAUGUGCCCGGAAGAACUCGUCUGCCGGCAAACUCAGAUUUGCCACUUGCUGGUCUGUUGGGAAAUUUACUGUCAGUCGAUCACAUCGCCGAUGCUGAUUUUUAGGACGGCAACUCACAGAAUGUUGGCACAGCAGCCACCACGCUCUGGAACCCUCUAUGGAGAGCAUCAUCUCCGAAAAGUCUCGCCUCGGGGUUCUGGAUAUUCUGGAUUGUCUUUGGCUUGUGGAACAGCUCCCAGUAAAUCACAACAACGCUACGAAACAAGUCCGCGGUUGUCGUUCGAAACCUCCGUCGCUUCUCAUUGGUCUCAACUGUUUUGUUGUUAGUACCAAAACGGUGGUGGUGUACUUUGUCUGGGGUUUUGCUCACCUCCUGGCACAUAUGGUUCCGCUUCAUUGUGCUCCUGGAGCAGCCUGAGCGACUGGCGGUAGACCAAGAUCAUUUGCCAGAGCGACACCCAUCUCGAAAGCUCGAGAAUCGGCUUGGUCGCGGUUGUCAAGCCAGCAGCAUCUUUCUUGAGGUAUUCAUCAAAGACCUCCAGAAUGUUCUUUUCGAGCCUCGAAAUUGCCGAGGCCGCGGUGAAGCGAAGCCAGCUCUGAACGGAGGAGAACUGCAACCCAAGGGGGCGGCCAGCACCGGCUUCUUGCCGCCGGCCAAAGAAGUCUUUGCAACUCCAGAUCUUCCACAUCAGCUUCAACUCUAACAAAUUAGACAAGAGCUUCUUCUGGCUUUCCACAGCCUUGAUCGGCUUGCCCGCAGUUGCGCGGUCCAUGGCCCUCUUCAAACCUUCGCCGCGGACAUGGUGGAUGUGGAAGUGGUUGAGGAGCGACUCAAAGUCAUCGAUUCUGUCAUCCAUCUGCAUAUCAUCCUGUGCCCACGCCAGAAGGGCAUUCUCUUGCAGCGGUUGCGAUGACAAUGAGAUACCAAACCGAGUGCCCUGGUCAGGGUGAAUGAAGGGAGCCACCGUCAAGGGCAAGCAACGACUGUUGGUCUUGUCUGAGAAAGAGAUAAAAAUGACGAAGGACCCGCCUUCAUUCAUAGGUUCACGCCUCGGAGGCUCGCUCAAGUUCCAGCGUGCUUGACGUCACAGUCAGUCUUUACUUCGGCUCUCAUGGCACCGAGACAAGCAUACCACUUUGGCUGGCGACCAUGCUCGACAGAAGCUGUCGAACACAGGCCAGCUCGGGCUUGGGAUGUUUCAAGCAGGGUUCGCAGGCAGAAGUAGGAGAGCACUAUGUACAGAGACCCAGUCAGCAAUGAGGUGGGCAGGGUGAAGGGAAGAAGAGGCCCUGCUUGCCUUGCUCUUGUUCAUCCUACAGUGGUAGCACGCCCCGGCAUCGCGUACCUCCUUGGUCUGCUCUGGGGACUCCAGAACUCGAGGCCUCUUGCUCUGGGGCCGCUCGUUUUGGACAGCUCUGGGGGCAGCCAUGUCUGGUUGGCCGAGGUGAGGGGGACGGAGCUCGAUGGGCGACAUCUCGCGUGUUGGUUCCGGUCCUAGGACGGGCCAGACGAGAACGUGGGGGUCUGAUUCAACGUCUGGCAUGGGAAGAUCCCCAUCAAGAUCGGAAGCAGGACCGGGUGACUGAGGUGACGACUGAGGUGACCUGGGGAAUGCGGGAACACCCUUGGCGCCUUCGGCCGAGUGUUGGGAUUGUGUGGUCACAUCAGAUGUGCCAUGCCUUUCAUAUGCCGUCCAGUCAAAGAGGUCGGAAAAGUCGUCACUUUGGGAAGAGGUACUUGCAGAGUCCCGGUCAAGUCCCUGGCUGCGGGGUGCAGCAGCAGGUUCCCCCCAUGGGAACCCACCUGCACCGCGAAUUCUGGAGCGGUCAAGCAUGAGGGAUGACAUGGUUGGUCCAAGAUCGGAUCAAUAAUACGGGGCUAGCGGCGCCUAGGUAUGUGGUUAUGUGGAUGAGACAGCAGGCCAGUGUGAGCCAAGUUCGAAUGACACAAAACAAGGCAACCGAUACGGCAAAGCUUUCUCUUCAGGAGGUCGUUUGUCCAACGAUAGGUCCGGGCCAGCUGGGGAAACCGAGAUGUUUCUUUUAAAGGCCAGAGGGUACAGGUAUAGAAAAGAGGAGAGACAAGCAGCCAGGCGAGGGUUUCUCGUCGAGUUUUCUGUGCCUUGGGGCAGCUCGAAGAGCCUCCUCUAGUCUCUGGUCCCCCUCCAUGGUGUGUGAGCCCUGGGCGGUUUUCCAAAAUCGGUGUGGCAGGGGUGUCUGAUUGGUCAAUUCAGCUCUAACACACUUAUACAACCGUCCAAUGGAAUGGCCUUGCUUCACCGGAAAUCGAGACGGGCUACAGAAAAUGGGGUCUUCUGGGCGGCCCGCGGGAGCACGGGAGAGGCACUUAUGCUCAAUGCGCACGUCACAGCACGCGGAUAGCGACGCGAAUGUUACAAUUGAUGAAAUCGAAUACUUUUUGCGAUCUAGGGAUGGACGAGACACGACUAGGACAGCAUUUGCGAAAUCUCAUUUGCCUUUUUUUGAUACCGCAGGCCGCGAACUAGGACGAGGUGGAUUCGAAGCGUUUAGAGGUUCACAAAGAGCGCCGAAUGAUCAUGAGCGAUUAUCAGGAGCCUACCUGUGGGGAAAAUGGACCAUCUCAAGUUUCUAUGACCGUCAGAUUGUUUUCGAAUCUUGCCAAAUUUUGCGGUGAUGAACAACAUCAUCUUGAAGGGAAACUUCAACUUUCGGAGAAUUGGAGCAACGCUUUUUUUUGUCAGGGCCCAGCCUUGCGGGACAUGCCAUUGCGCAACGGGGGGCAGCCCCUUCUCGCAUGCAACCCACCAUCCAUCCUCCGCCAUGCCACCCCACCAUACAGAGUUUAGACAAGAACCUCCGGCCGGCCGGUGUCUGCACAGGCCGGAUUUCAUGCGGCCAGCUUUGAUCUGAUUUCGUGUUGAUUAUUGCUUUCCUGGAACGGUAGGCGGGUUUUUUUUUUUUUCAGCUAUGUCACCACGACCACUACCGAGAUCUCGGGAUUUUGCAUUUGCGCAUGCGGGUAAGGUUGUGUGGCAUUGUGAUGUCCUCAUUUUUCUUGUCUUUGGUAAAUGCCUACCUACCUACCUAGGCAGACUGGUAUUUUGAGGACGGUUGGGUAUGGUGGGGAGGUAGAUAGUUUAUGGGAUGAGGCUGGUAAUGGCGUUGUUUGGCUUGGAGCCUGGUGUCUAGCUGAAUCAAUAUAGAGACAUGGGAACAUUUUCAAGUGAGAUGACUCUAUCAGGAUUUUUUACUAUAUUGAUUUACAAGUGCCGAGGAGGGCAAGAUUGGAAAUGGAGGGUUGAGGCGUCAGCCAGGGAGGCAGCCACCAUGUAGAUGGAUUUUUGCAUUUGGGGGCCAGAUGUGGAAGUCGAGGUCGUUGCCGGAUACCGAGG
This is a messenger RNA of Podospora pseudocomata, 5638 nucleotides long. It is a transcript of the gene RTG2, whose product is annotated as retrograde regulation protein 2. Gene Ontology annotation, biological process: regulation of transcription by RNA polymerase II. The record is from RefSeq and is a predicted model, not a curated record. Bases 1 to 1809 code for a protein of 602 amino acids. The transcript is spliced from 3 exons. Lineage: Eukaryota; Fungi; Ascomycota; Sordariomycetes; Sordariales; Podosporaceae.